AUGGCUGACCAAUUGACUCCACAACAAAUUGCUGAAAUCAAGGAAGCUUUUUCCUUAUUUGAUAGGGAUGGGGAUGGCACCAUUACAACAAGAGAGCUCGGAAAUGUCAUACGAUCAUUAGGUCAAACCCCAACAGAUCAAGUGUUGCAAGAUAUGGUCAAUGAAGUGGACAUAGAUGGAAAGGGAACAAUUGAGUUCAAUGAAUUCCUGAGUAUAAUGGCUAUGAGAGUAAAUGGCCAAGAUAUUGAAGAAGAAAUGCGUGAGGCCUUCAGGAUACUAGACAAGGAUAACGACGGGUCAAUCAGUGAAACUGAAAUGCGGCAGAUCAUGAAAGGCUUAGGGGAGAAAUUAACAGAUGAAGAAAUUGACACAAUGUUCAGAGAGGCCGAUAAUGAUGGAGACGGACUAGUGAAUUAUGAAGAAUUCAAGGAGGCUUUCUCCAUGUUUGAUAAAGAUGGUGAUGGUACCAUUACAACUCAAGAGCUGGGCACUAUCAUGAAAUCCCUGGGCCAGAACCCAACUGACCAAGAGUUGAAAGACAUGAUCAGUGAAGUGGAUGCAGACGGGAGUGGAUCGAUUGAUUUCAACGAAUUCUUAACCAUGAUGGCUAAGAAAAUGAAAGACACCGACACUGAAGAAGAAAUUCGUGAAGCCUUCAAGGUUUUUGACAAGGACGGUGAUGGGUCCAUCAGUGCCGUUGAACUGCGGCAGGUCAUGAAGAACCUGGGGGAGAAAUUAACAGACGAAGAAAUUGAUGCAAUGAUCAGAGAGGCUGACGUAGAUGGGGAUGGACAGGUCAAUUAUGAAGAAUUUGUGCAGAUGAUGAUUUCAAAGUGAAACCUCUUUUAGGUCUGCAUGCCAACAUGAUAAAUAACCUGUUAGUAAAGAAAGAUUCUUUUUUUUGUAGUUUCAUUCCAAAAACCCAAUUUAUUUAAGUCACAGGAAUGCUUCUAAUAAUUUUUGUGUUCACAUUUUAGAAAUUGCCCGCGCAUUAAUGCCUAGUUUAUCAAGGGUUUUUAUUAGUUGAUAAAUGAACACUGUAUACUGAGCACUAAAUUCACUCUCUUAUCAAAAUGUUUAUAUGUGUGUUAAUAUAAAUGGCAUCUGUUAUGCACAUGACAAGAGUGGUGGCAAAACAAAUGUAAGAAGCACACGAAACAUAAACUUGGCUAAUCUAAA
This is a messenger RNA of Polypterus senegalus (gray bichir), 1179 nucleotides long. RefSeq names its product calmodulin-like. The coding region runs from base 1 to 837 and encodes 278 amino acids. Lineage: Eukaryota; Metazoa; Chordata; Cladistia; Polypteriformes; Polypteridae. Gene Ontology annotation, molecular function: enzyme regulator activity; calcium ion binding. The transcript is spliced from 2 exons. The record is from RefSeq and is a predicted model, not a curated record.